GCACUUGCUAUGAAGUUUACUACUUCAAUACUCACAUGGUAUCUCUAUGUUUAAUUCUCCAUCCAUCCUCCCGGCCGGCCAGCUCGAAAUCACCAAUAUAUAUGGCACAGACCGCGCCCUCAAUCCUUCGUCUCCCGCGUCGACGACCAACUAGCGAGCCGGCGGCGGCAGCAAGCUCCUCCUCUCCACCAUGUGCUGCCACGGCAGCUGCAUCGUCAAGUGCUGCUGCAACUUGCUCGUGGUGCUCGUAUCCGCCGGCUUCUUCGUGCUCAUCUACUGGGCCAUCUUCCAGCCCCACCAGAUUCGCGCCACCGUCGACUCCGCCACCCUCUCCAACCUCACCGUCUCCAACGCCUCCUCCGCCGCAGAGGUCUCCUACAACCUCGCCGUCACCCUCAGCCUCUACAACCCCAGCGUCCGCGUCGGCAUCUACUACGACGCCAUCCACGCCGAGCUCCGCUUCCGCGACGACGCCGUCCUCGGCCCGGCCGCCAACGGCACCUCCCCGCCCGAGUUCUACCAGCGGAGGAAGACCAGCGACGACGUCAGGCUCGAGUUCGACUACGGCCGGGGCGUCGCCGUCGGGAGCGACGCCGCCGGAGAGCUCGAGACCGGGAUCAGGAGCGGGGGCGCGGUGAGCCUGGAGCUCCACGUGCACCUGCGGGUGAGAUACAAGUUCUUCAGGCUUGUCAAGCUGCGGCUGAAGCCGGAGGUCCGGUGCUCGCUGAGCAUCCCGGUCAAGGCGGAGGGCCGGGGCCCCGGCGUCGGCGGCGCUGCGGCCUCCGGCGACCGGUGCAGGGUCAACUACUGAUGAAUAAUGCAGCUGGUUGAGUGGAUCGUUCUUUUGUUUUUUCUGCGAAUAAAUGUUAGUUGAGCUUGAGCCCCAGAGAUUGUUUAUUGUUAUUGUUCAGGAGUGAGGGACAGUGACGCCAUUAUUUUGAGCCAUCAAUCUACUAUUGGAUUAUCCAUUCAAUUGGGAGCUGUAACAGUAACGAAUCCCUUGAACGUUUGCCGCGUGCAGGUCUCUGUUCGUUGAGCAACUUCUGCUUACGGAAAGAACGAGGUUGCUUCUGAA
Messenger RNA from Panicum virgatum (switchgrass), 1075 nucleotides. Its product is annotated as NDR1/HIN1-like protein 2. The transcript has a single exon. The record is from RefSeq and is a predicted model, not a curated record. Bases 191 to 811 code for a protein of 206 amino acids. Gene Ontology annotation, biological process: defense response to other organism. NCBI's taxonomy places the organism in Eukaryota, Viridiplantae, Streptophyta, Magnoliopsida, Poales, Poaceae.